This is a messenger RNA of Symbiodinium sp. CCMP2592, 1416 nucleotides long. NCBI's taxonomy places the organism in Eukaryota, Dinophyceae, Suessiales, Symbiodiniaceae. The record is from the annotation of a GenBank genome assembly.
AUGUUUUCGGACCUCACGGCCAACCGUUGUCUGGAGCUAACAUCCCGACUGCCUGGCAGCAUUGCCAAAAUUUUCCGGCAAUCUGGAGAUGGUGAGGGCUGGUCCGGCUUUUGCUCAGUGUGCAAGAGGCCGCUGGAAGUCAAAAUCGUGGAUCGCAGCCGUGCUCAGCGAGCGAACGAGGUGGCUCCACAUCGGCGCGGGCGCUAUGCCUUUGUGAUUUGUUUGUGGGGCUCUUCCAAGGACUACGUGCUUGGCGCGUUGGUGCUGGGAUAUUCAAUCAAGCGGACCAAGACUCAGAACACAUUGGUUUGCCUGCAUGCCGACGAUGUUCCGCCAGAGUAUGUUGAGCUGUUGCAGUUGUUUUGGGAAUGCCGCGUGGUGGACCAUAUCGAGGUGAAAGCAGCCCGGAGACUGAGCACGGAUGACUACAUCGAGGAGUCGAGGUUUUUCAAAGUCUUUACGAAGCUUCGCGCACUGGAGCAGACAGACUUCGAGAAGGUUCUCGUCAUGGACAUCGACUUGUUAGUGCUGUCCAACAUCGACGACUUGUUCCAAUUCCCGGCUCCCGCUGGAAUGAAGCGCGGGAUGAACAAGGGCCGUUGGCCAUACAAGCACGGUGACGACAUCGACGGCAACACGUUCUUCGGCGGUCGCAACCCAGGCAGUGCGCACUCUUGGGGGCAAGGAACCGGCAUCAACGCGGGGGUGAUGCUUCUCGAGCCCAAUGCUGCCGAGUUUCAGAUCAUGCAGGAGGAACUUCUGGAGCCUUACCACCCAGCCCAUGUCCGCGGAAAUGGACCCGAACAGGACUACCUGAGCCGGUUCUGGGCGGAUCGACCCUGGCGCCAUAUCUCAGUUGAGUACAACUACCAAAUCCAUCAUCUCUACAACGCCCUCCACCCAAUGCUGGGUGAUGUGGAGCGACUCAAGGUGGCGCAGAACUGCAAGAGCAUUCGCGUCAUUCACUACUCCGGGGAUUCGGAAGUGAAGCCCUGGACGCGAUGCUUGGAAAAGUCCUUCGGCUGGCCCAGCCGUGAACAAGAUGAUGAGUACAUGAAGGAGUUUCUCUCCGCCUAUCACUCCUACCUCCUGUGGGUGGAGAAGGAUCGCGACCGAUGGGCGAAGAUGGAAAGGAACAUGUUCGAAGACAGCGGCAUCAAGGGAUUCAGCUUGGGGGAAGAUGGUGUGAUCUACUAUCAAGAAGAGGAAGGAAGUGAGAAGGUGCCAAAGGAGACGUCCUCAGAGGCGAUCCAGACGGCUUUCGAGGCCACAAGGUUCUUCCUCAGCUCGUGGUUCGACACCCUCGAGGCUGCGAACCGGUCUCUCGGCUUCGACCUCUGCGAGCGCCUCAAAGCGGCCUCCCAGACCGAGGUGGCCUUCAAAGGCCCAGUGGGUUUCGUUUCCGGUGGAAUGUGA